CCGUGGGGCGGAACAGCACUCAUCGACCCAGUUGAUUUCUAGGAACCGCCGACAGAGCUGACACACACACACAGCGCCGUGUUUCUCACCGAAGAACUGUCACUUUGAAUAGUUCCCGACGCUACCGUCACCUCGAUACACAAUGGGAGAGCGAGAGGACCUAGUUUAUCAGGCAAAGCUGGCCGAGCAGGCAGAGCGAUAUGACGAAAUGGUGGUGUCAAUGAAGGACGUGGCAGGCAUGGACGUAGAGCUCACAGUGGAGGAGAGGAACCUACUAUCAGUGGCCUACAAGAAUGUGAUUGGAGCUCGGAGAGCUUCCUGGAGGAUAAUCAGCAGUAUCGAACAGAGGGAAGAGAGCAAGGCCGGAGAAGAGAAAAUGAAGAUGAUUCGGGAAUACAGGCAAACGGUUGAGAACGAGCUGAAGUCAAUCUGUGGUGACAUUCUGGAUGCACUGGAAAGGCACCUACUCCCCUCUGCUGUCAUGGGAGAGUCUAAGGUCUUCUACAACAAAAUGAAGGGUGACUACCACAGGUAUCUGGCUGAGUUUGCCACUGGCAACAACAGAAAGGAAGCAGCAGAGAACAGCCUGGUGGCCUACAAAACUGCUACCGACCUAGCCACGUUGGAGCUGCCUCCCACGCACCCCAUCCGCCUCGGCCUCGCCCUCAACUUCUCCGUCUUCUACUACGAGAUCCUCAACUCACCCGACCGCGCUUGCAGGUUGGCAAAGGCUGCGUUUGAUGACGCCAUCACAGAACUGGACACACUGAGUGAAGACAGCUACAAGGACUCCACACUUAUCAUGCAGUUGUUACGUGACAACCUGACACUAUGGACUUCAGAUAUGCAGGGAGAGGAGUCCUAAAGGAAACAAACCUGACU
Molecule: messenger RNA, 882 nt
Organism: Morone saxatilis (striped sea-bass)
Lineage: Eukaryota; Metazoa; Chordata; Actinopteri; Moronidae
Gene: ywhae1
Product: tyrosine 3-monooxygenase/tryptophan 5-monooxygenase activation protein, epsilon polypeptide 1
Exons: 6
Coding region: 143-865 (240 amino acids)
Biological process (GO): signal transduction
Cellular component (GO): cytoplasm
Source: RefSeq, a predicted model, not a curated record